Molecule: messenger RNA, 4439 nt
Organism: Cuscuta campestris
Lineage: Eukaryota; Viridiplantae; Streptophyta; Magnoliopsida; Solanales; Convolvulaceae
Source: the annotation of a GenBank genome assembly
AAUCCGAUGUUUUUUUGAGAUCAUUCGAUGCCCAAUUUUCAAUUAUUGCAUGAUAGUGAUGAUGAUGCAUGUCCUAGAUAUGGAAUUCCUCCUCCAUCAAAAGAUGAGAUUAAGAGGACUGAGUUAAAUCAUUGGGGAUUUAAUGGAGGAGAUUCUGAUUCCUCUGAAACUGACCUAACAUGGAGCUUCUGCAAAAACAAUAUCAAGGUGGUGGUCUUAUUCUGACCCUGAGCGGAGCUAUGAAGAAGAAGGGAACGAAGAGGCCAGCGUCGUCCCUUGGAUGGAUCCUAAAAGUUGGAACAGUCUACUUGAGGUCGGCGUAGUCCCUUUGAGGGACCUAAGAAGCUAGAACAGGCCUCUUGAAGUUGGAACAGACCUCUUGAGGCUAGCUCCGUCUCUUGGAUGGAUCGUGGAAGUUGGAACUGUCCACUUGAGGUCGGCUUCGUCCCUUUGAGUAACCUAUGGAGCUGGAAUAGACCUCUUGAGACUAGAGUCGUCCUUUAGAUAGAUCCUAGAAGUUGGAAUGGUCUACUUGAGGCCGACGCGAUCUCUUUAAAAGACCUAUGAAGCUUGAACGGAACUCUUGAAGCUGACAUGGACCGUUGGAGUGAGGGAGUUCGCCAGAAAUUGUCCACUGGAAGAGUCGCUAGACUGCUGCUAUGUGGUUUUUGGAGGAUGAACAUUUUUUUUCUUUCUUUUUUCUUGCUUACUUUUGUACUUCUCUCCUCUUCAUUUUUUCUCACCACAAUCCUUCUCCUUUUCUCUUUUUUAUCUCUCCAUAAUCCUUCUCCUCUCUCUCUAUUUUUUUCCUUUCUCUCCCACAUUGUUUUAACUAAAACUUUUAGGAACCCAACAACUGCUUUCAUACAACCCCGCUGAAGUUCUCCAUUUGAGUCUCAUGUUUGGAGAAAGGAACCUAGACUAGUGGUGGCAGUAGUAGACAUUUUUCAUUUUUAAGGAUUAAAAAAACACAUAUUUAGCAAAUAUAAUUUUUGGGUUUCUGAGAUAGUGCCCACUGCCAUGGGGCUCUCAAGCUCUCUAAGGUUUUGGGGCGACAAACGGUCGGGUGGGCGUGACUCUCUUAGGGAGCACCUAGUGAAGAACGGCAAAGGUGGAGAAGUGAAAUCACUCUGCGGGGAUAAGAAAACAGUCACUCCUUAUAGCAGUGCAACCAUUCUUGGUAGAAUUUCUUACUCAUGGAUGACUCCACUGGUAUCUCUUGGCUACAAAAGACCAUUGAACCUUGAAGACAUUCCUCAACUUUCUGGCUUGGACAGCAUCAGAAACAUAUUCCCAGUUUUCGCGAAAAAGCUGAAGGAACUUUCCCCCGGUAGGAAUUCGGUUACAACAUGUAAUCUUGUCAAGGCUUUGGUUUUCACUGUGUGGAAGGACAUCCUGUUGUCUGCUAUAUAUUUACUCAUCCAUAAACUGCCCUCUUACGUCGAAGCCUACCUCAUCAAUGACUUGGUUCAAUUUCUGAAUGGAAGUGGAGAGAGCAAGAAAGAAGGUUACUUCUUGGUCAUCGCAUUCACCAUCGCGAAGCUUUUUGAGUCCCUAGGGAAAACACAGUAUUACUUCAAAGUGCAGCAGGGUGGGUCCAGGCUACGGGCUGCCAUGGUUGCGAUGAUCUAUAGUAAGUGCAUGAGACUGUCAUGCCAGUCGAAGCAGAGGCAUACAUGUGGAGAGAUGAUCAACUUCAUGAGUGUAGAUGCAGAGAGGAUCAUUGGGUUCGGUUGGUACUUGCACGAUCCGUGGAUUGUGCUUGUACAAGUGGUUCUUGCAUUUGUGAUCCUCUACAAAAAUCUUGGCCUUGCUUCGGUCGUGCCUCUCCUUUCGACUGUGGUCGUGAUGCUAGCAAACAUCCCUUUGGGGACAUUGCUUGAGAGAUACCAGAAAAAACUUAUGGCAUCCAAGGAUGAUCGCAUGAAGGCAACCUCAGAAGUGUUGCGCAACAUGCGUGUCCUCAAACUUCAAGCUUGGGAGAUGAAGUUUUUGUCCAAAAUCAAUUCCCUGAGAGACACUGAGGUAAGAUGGUUAAGAAGAUAUGAAUAUGUUUCGGCUCUGUCAGUUUUUGUCCAUUGGGUUAUUCCCACAUUUGUGUCUGUUGCUACAUUUGGUGCCGCUGUUCUUAUGGGGACGCAGCUUGAACCCGGAAAGGUUCUCUCUUCUCUUGCCACAUUUGCGCUGCUGAAGGAGCCUAUUUAUAGGAUCCCAGAUGCAAUUUCAAAGACCGUUCAGGUUAAAGUCUCCCUUGAUCGGAUCGCAUCAUUCCUUUCGCUUGAGGACAUGGAACACGACAUUGUAGAGAAGCAUCAAAAGAGCUGUUCUUCUGAUGUGGCCAUUGACAUUGUCGAUGGGAGCUUCACAUGGGAUGAAUCCUCUCCCACUCCACUUCUAAAAGGCAUAAAUUUGAGAGUGCGCCACGGCAUGAAAGUUGCCAUUUGUGGUCCUGUUUCUUCGGGAAAGUCGAGAGUGUAUACUUGGGCUUCUGGAAUCAAAAGCUGUUGUUUAUGUUACUCAUCAAGUGGAGUUCUUACCUGCCGCGGAUUUGAUCUUGGGGGGAAGAUUUCAAAGGAAGGGGACUACACAAGCAUCCUCAAAUCAGAAACUGAGUUUAUGGAACUUGUGGGUGCUCACAAGGAAGCACUGUCAUCUAUUGAUUCAUUUGAAGAAAGAGUGCUAACUGUGAAAAAUGAUAACAGUACUACUAUGCAAAACGAAGAGAGUGGUAAAGAUGAUUGCAGCAGCGCGAGACUGAAGGGCCAACUUAUCCAAGACGAAGAGAGAAAGAAAGGCGGCGUGGGUUUCUCAGUUUACUGGACAUAUAUGACAUUGGCUUUUGGUGGGAUUCUUGUGCCCUUCAUAUGUCUGGGGCAAGUACUUUUCCAAGCACUUCAGGUGGGAGGAAACUAUUGGAUGACUUGGGCUACACCUAGGGUUGGAAGCUCUACUACUCUGCUUUCUGUGUAUGCGGUUUUUGCGAUUGCGGGUUCUUUCUGCAUCCUUGCCAGAACCUUGUUGCUAGUCACCGCCGGUUUCAAUACUGCCACAAUGCUCUUUCACAAAAUGCAUUUGUGCAUUUUUCGUGCUCCCAUGUCCUUCUUUGAUGCCACACCCAGCGGGCGUAUUUUAAACCGAGCUUCUACGGAUCAGAGUGUUGUUGAUUUGGACAUCCCCUUUCAAUUAGGGGCAUUCCUCAACGCCAUAGUCGAGCUUUUGGGUGUCAUAGUUGUAAUGUCACUAGUUACAUGGCAGGUCUUUGCUAUCUUCAUUCCUGUGAUUGCCAUAUGCAUCUAUUUUCAGCAACAUUACUUGCCUUCAUCGCGCGAAUUAGCACGGUUGGCUGGUGUUUCUAAGGCCCCAGUCAUACAGCAUUUCGCAGAAACUAUUUCUGGGUUAACUACAAUCCGGGCAUUUGGCCAGGAGCCUGAUUUUUUUAACACAAUUAUGAAGUUAGUGGACGAUCAUUCUCGGCCCAAGUUUCACGGCUUUGCAUUUGCUGUACUAGCAGUGACAUAUGGGCUUAAUUUGAACUCCCAGCUGGUAUUUGUUGCCGUGUAUUUUUACAUGACAGAGAAUCUUAUGGUGUCAGUUGAGAGAAUGACCCAAUACACUUCGGUCUCUAGUGAAUCCCCUCUUGUUAGUGAAUCAUGCAGGCCAGACAUGAAUUGGCCACCAAAUGGGGAAAUUGAUAUCAGGAAUCUCAAGGUCCGAUAUGCACCACAGUUGCCUCUUGUUUUACGGGGCAUCACGUGCACUUUGUUAGGAGGAAAGAAAACUGGAGUGGUUGGGAGGACAGGGAGUGGGAAAUCCACACUUAUACAGACUCUCUUUCGCAUUGUCGAACCUGUCGAAGGAGAGAUCUUCAUAGAUGGCAUCAAUGUAUCAUCAAUUGGCCUGCACGACUUGCGGGCAAAACUCAGUAUAAUCCCUCAAGAUCCAACCAUGUUUGCAGGAAGUAUACGAGCAAAUCUAGAUCCACUUGAAGAGUAUACAGAUGGGCAGAUCUGGGAGGCCCUUGAUAAGUGUCAACUGGGAGACGAAGUACGCAAGAAGGAAGCCGGGCUUGAUUCUCCGGUGGCUGAGAAUGGUGAGAAUUGGAGUGUGGGCCAGAGGCAACUGGUGUGUCUGGGGCGGGUGCUACUGAAGAAGAGCAAAAUUCUUGUGCUGGACGAGGCGACAGCAUCUGUUGACACCGCGACAGACAAUUUGAUCCAACAAACAGUGAGGCAAAACUUCUCUUCUUCCACUGUGAUCACAAUUGCACAUAGGAUGACCUCAGUGCUUGCCAGUGACAUGGUGCUGCUCUUAAAUAAUGGUUUGUUUCACUUUCUGCUCAUCUUCAUCAACUCGUGAUCGUUUAGUCAAUAAGGUUAUAUCAUGUCAGCGAUAAGCCCAAGCUUGUGGUUGUAGGCCCAGAAUAGAUUUUACAUUCUAAU